Paraphaeosphaeria sporulosa is the source of this 5148-nucleotide messenger RNA. RefSeq lists its product as uncharacterized. Lineage: Eukaryota; Fungi; Ascomycota; Dothideomycetes; Pleosporales; Didymosphaeriaceae. The transcript has a single exon. The record is from RefSeq and is a predicted model, not a curated record. The coding region runs from base 1 to 5148 and encodes 1715 amino acids.
AUGGCUGAUGGCCAGGAUUCUGAGGUUACCGUAAACACCAGGGCUCUCAUAGACAAAGUGCUGGCCCGGUACUCCAGUGAACACACAACUUUACGGGAGUUGAUUCAGAAUGCUUCCGACGCUGGCGCAAGCACGGUCGUCAUCAAAUAUGAGACCGACCCGUCUCUCGAAGUUCCCACACCACAGGGCUCAGAAAAAUCCAUAUUAUUGAAACACAUUAUCCAACAGCACACCCUUAAGCGGCUGAUUGUUACCAACAACGGGCAGCCAUUUACAGCAGCAGACUGGAGUCGCUUAAAGAGUAUUGCGGAUGGGAAUCCGGACGAGACGAAGAUUGGUGCAUUUGGUGUAGGCUUCUACAGCGUAUUCGCUGACUGCGAUGAGCCUUUUGUUGUCUCUGGGGAGAAAACCAUGGCUUUCUACUGGAAGGGAAACACAUUGUCCACCAAAGUCGCAAGUGUUCCAGAGGAACACCGAACGAACAACACAACAUUUUCCCUGGAUUAUCGGCAGGCUGAUCUGUCCUCUCCAUCUUACAACCCAGCGAAAGUCCCAAACCUGCCAACUCUAUGCCAGUUUCUGGCCACUAGCCUAACCUUUGUGGGUUUGCAGUCUCUCGAACUUCACGUCGAUAAUCACAAGGUUGCUUCUUUCACCAAGAAAACCUCUCCACCCGCGGACUUAGCGGUUCCGAGAGGGUUGAAGACUGAGACGGACGGAGGGUUCAUGCGCGUUGCUAAAGUUUCUCAGCAGCAUUCUCAAAUCGAUGCAGAGUGGAGCAAUGUGAUCGCAUCAGCGCAGAAUCCACCGAAACGAGCUGCUGAGAUGGUUCAAGCCGAAGUGCGAAAUGCUGGCACGGCAUUGAAGAGCUUUUUCUCCAAGUUCUCUGCGCCAACACCGAAAGCGAGCAAACCUGCACUUACAGCGAAAGCAUCGGGCACGCUUUCACAUGACACCAAUGAUAUCGCUGGAGAGUCGACUGGGGUCAUCUUCCUGCAAGUCUGCACCGUUGAGGUCGAUACACGUGUAGCAAAGAGUUUUGCAGCAGAGAUCGAACGUGCUACAAAGAAACCACCGCCCCGGAAAACACGAAUUGCCCUUCUAACUUCACCGUACCAAGAUCCUACCAUUCCGUCAUCGACUGGCACCGGCAAAACAGCUGAUCUGGCCGAGAAACUGUUUUCAGAAGUUCUACCUACGAAGACAGGGAGAAUCUUCAUCGGGUUUCCAACUGCCCAAACAACUGGAGUCCUCGCACACAUUUCCGCCCCAUCACUUAUUCCCACGGUGGAACGUGAGAACGUGGAUUUGAAUGCCCGCUACAUUUCUCAAUGGAACAUUGAAUUACUCCGCGUGGCUGGUCUGGCUUGCCGCAUUCUGUACGCCUCAGAUAUGGCCGACAUUCAGAAACGAUACGGCCAGGAGCCAAUGGACAAUUUGAUUCAAAGAGCCAUUUAUGUUUUCCAGCAGUUUACGUCAAACGCUUCGCAUCCUUCCACUGUACUGGGAGAAAAGGUUGAAGAGGCCUUCUGGAGUUGUUCCAAGGAGCGCUCCAUCGAGAUGCUUUCUUCCAAAGGCGUCAUGGCAAGCAAAUUAGUACGAAUGCCCGCAGAGACUUUGAGCUUUUUAGGAGAGGUGCCUAUGGUGCCUCAGGACCUAGCUACCAAAACAUACACGUUUAUGGCGGCCCUGCACCAACGCGGUUUCAUUUCUGAACUGACCAUGGCGGAUAUCCGAGAGGGGCUUGAGAGCCGAGCUUUGACGGAAGAUGAGCUGGCUGAGUUCCUCAAAUGGUCUGGAGCGAAACUAGAAAGCAACGAGAUUGAUAAGAAUGGUAUUCGUAGCCUCUUCGAGAUCACGGUGGCAAACGUUGAUACCAGUCCCGACGAGAAUUCAGGAAGGAUACUUGCAUUAGGCGACGUGAGCACGUACAUCAACACGGCCAGGAUCUCUCCCACGCUUCCCGUACCUGUGGACACGAUUCCCUUCGCUUUCUCAAAAUCUAUACCCACUAAGCAGCUUCAAAUGUUCGGAUGGCUUGAAUUGUCGAUGGUACGCUGGUUGCGACACAUGACAGCAGUGCCUCAGCUCCAAGAGUUUCAGUCUUCGGAGAAGAUGGCUACGCAAGUUCUCAGUCUCACCGCAAAAUGCUGGGACCAGCUCGAUGGGUCCUCCAAGGAGGCAGUUGUUCACAUUCUGAGCCCGCAUACCAUUAUGCCAACCAAAACAGGCAUGCAUAAACCGGAAGCAUCCUAUUUCCCUACAGUCAAGCUCUUCGACGACCUCCCUACAGUAAAACCAUUUCCAGGCUCAAAAGAGAAAUUCCUUGCAGCCUUGGGUGUGAGGAAGACAGUUGAGCUCUCAGUGGUAUUCGAUCGCAUGCGCAACCAAGAUUCCAAGUCACCAUCAGAGAAAGCCUCGUGGAACCAUGUCGAUCUCAUUCGAUACUUCGCUUCGGUACUGGACGAGAUGCCGAAGAAAGACCUGGAUCGAUUGAAAGAAACGCCGUUCUUGCCUGGAGAAGGAGCUCCAGUGCAGCAUGGACAGCUUUUCAAGGCGUCAGAUCUUUAUGCACCGGACCAGGCUAUAUUAUCAAUGGGUCUUAUCCAAGUCAAGCUCCCGUUUGAAUUUGGACAGAGCGUCCGCGAAAGCGCGCUGUUGUUGGCACUCGGGCUGAAGCAGUGGCCUGACUCUAUAGCCCUCGCAAACAUCAUGCAUAAGGCUGGCCAAGCGAACGACAAACCGCUUUAUGUUACGGCUUUGAAUUAUUUUAUACAGAACCAUUACAAGCACGGCUAUGCUUCCGAAGCAAGGGCACUCGCGACGCUUUCUCUCCCAAUUCUGCCCACAGAGCAGGCCCCGUGGCCCACGCUAGUCGGGCCGUUUCAAUGUUACACUAAUGAACGCGCUUCCUGCCUGGGAUACGCCAUCCUGAGAGCAGAUUUACGGCCACAUGCUGAGAAAUUUGGUGUGCAACAGAAUCCAGACAUCCAAGACUGUGUGCAACGGCUGAUUAAGGCGCCACCAAAGACAAGGCUUGAUGCCGAGAUGCAGUUCAGCUACUUCGCCAGUAGAUCAACAGAGCUAGAUCAACGUCGACCAUUGUUGACCAGUAUCUCAUCGGCGACCAUUGUUCCUGUUUUCCGGAAGUACUACCUUGAGCCAGCAUCCGUCGGCUUUGAAGAUCGGAAGAGAGCGCAAUCGGGGAAGGCUGAGAUGCGGCUGCACCACCACGACCCUCCUGAGACAGUGUUUGUCGGUCAAGACCAAGAGUGGCAGGGUAUCUUGGAUUAUGUUCAGUACGGAGCUGAAGCGACGAAUUUUCUCCUGAAGGCUGGAGCGAAACACGAGCCAAGCAGCACUGAUCUAGCCUAUCUUAUGUGCCAGAAUCCUGUCCGCUUUCUAAACAAGAUCGGGCAGGAAAAGUACCUUGAUCUUCUUCGCAAAUUGGCCGGUCAAGCUGAUACUCUCUGGAAGGACAAAGAGCUGGCCAAGACAUUGGUGAGCUCUCGUAUUCUGUUGGGCUACCGCGACAUAAGAGAUGAGAAAAAGAGUCUGGCAGCUGCUCAAGAUGAUAAUCUGGAUGACCUUGACGAGCCGGGCGUGUCACGUGAAUGGUCCCUUAACAGUGCCAACGAGGUUGUGAUCAUUGAUGACAUCAACUUCUUCUUUAGGUUUCGUGACUACAUCAUCGCAGCACCCCAAGAGGAAGUGCUCGAAGAAUUUUAUGCUCGAUUCGGGGUGGCAAAGAUAUCGGAACAGGUACACGAAGAGCAGCGCAUUGGUAACUUGACUCGCGACCAGAGCGUAGCUCAUCGCUUGCGCAGCGACAUUCUUGAACGGACCAGGCUCUUCCUACACGAAUAUGAGCGAGACGCAUCGUCCAAGAGCAUACGACACGAUACGAAGUGGCUUGGCUCGAAUAUGAAGGUUGAAUGCGUCUCCGACAUCUCAAUCCGCUACUCAUUGGCGGAUCGAGCAGCGGCGUCAUUCCGACGGACUGCCUUCCUCAGUCGGAAACGCGGCAUAGGAACGAUCCUAUAUGUGACUCCAAAGUACGAUGUCUACGAGGUCAGCAGCCAGCUAAUUCGGAUUCUCAUCAAGAAGCCGAAACAAAACGACUCCAUCGCCCUUGAGCGGAUCCUAACAGAGCCCCUCAGACGCCUGCAAGAGAAAGGUAUCAAUGUCGAACGCAUCCUGCGAAAGAAGGAACACGAAGCUCGCAUUGCAAGGCAACAGGAGCUAGAGCGUGAGUACGAGGAGCAGCAACGUGCCAUUGAGCAAGCCAAGCAAGGCGCUGUCGAGAAGCCAGCUCUGCCAGCUCCUCCAACCACACCAGCUCCCCCAGAAACACCCGAGAAGCCCAAAGAGAAGGGCAUGCCGGGAUCCUUCGGCAGCCCCGACGUCGACGAGUCCGGCCAAGCCGACCACGCGCACGACAACACCCUACGCCCCCCAGAAAAGAGUCUCAUCAACCAAUGGGCCAAAAAGCUCGGCUUUAAGAACGCGCCCACGGCACCAUCCGAUGUCGGCCAAAUCACCAAGGAAAACAAUCAAGUCACCAAAAACAACAUCCAAAACGCCAUCAAAGACUGCCGCCCGAUCAAUAGCCAAAACAUAAACUCCAAGCACCACCAAGACCCGCCGACCGAGCUCGACAAAGGCGGCUACUGCACCGACGAGCAGUGGGAGAAUCUGCACAAAGCCUUCUCCAUCCCCUACUCGGGCAGGCACGUCGACAUCUUCUACGGGCGCGACCACGCCGAGGCCCUGGCGGACAUUCAGCCCUCGCUGCAGCACUUCCUCCCGGCCAUCUUCAGCCUCGCGUCGCUGUUCGGCGUCAACCCCGCGGCAGUCAGCAUCUUCCUCGACAAGCAGAGCCGCACAAUUGCAUUUAAUCAGAAUCGCGCGCUGUUCUUCAACCUUGGGUGGUUCAUGCAGAUGCAUGAGAAGGAGUAUGGGACGCCGGCGGGGAGGGCAAGGGCGCUGGAUAGCUGGUUUCUCACGUUUUGCCAUGAGCUGGCGCAUAAUCUUGUGAGCGAUCAUAAUGCGCGGUUUAUUUGGUAUCAGAGCCAGAUUGCGAUUGAGUAUAGUCAGGCGUAUCGCGGGGUGUUGGAGAAAUUCGUGCAGGAUAUGAAGGUGGAUUAG